AUGGCGACCUCAAAAGCUGAUGCAGAGACAAGGACAAGGCAAACUACACUGUUUUAUCAGAUGGCCACUUUGUUCUCUAUUUGCGUUUUCUGUGCUUUGCUCUACUGGUUGAGUGAAAGCUCGAAAUCUGUGGCUUCACAGAGCACAGGAGGAGGGUCUAGAAAUAUUGUUGAAGGCACUGUUUCUAUCAAUGGAACAGUUCCAAUUGGGACAACCGACCGUGAUUUUAUUUGUGCUACUUUGGACUGGUGGCCUCCUGAUGAAUGUGAUUAUGGAACUUGUAGCUGGGGCAAAGCUUCUUUGCUUAAUCUGAAUGGGGGCACUUUACAAGAUAAAGUCGUAUACGAGAGAAAAGGUGGACCUUGUCCAGCAUUUGUGAAAAAUAGUUCAGAAAUGUUCGGUUUCUCCCAAGGUUGCUUGCCAAUGUCCCGGUGGGAUGAAUUAAACAACUUCUUCAAACAAGCCGGGGCUGCUGUCGUUUUUGGGUUAAAUGCACUAAGUGGCAGGACUUUGGCAGCAGAUGGUUCUGCUGUGGGUGCUUGGAAUUCAAGUGAUGCUCAAUUUCUCUUGCGAUAUACUGUUAACAAGGGCUAUAACGUUCAUGGUUGGGAGCUUGGAAAUGAACUGAGUGGGAGUGGAACUGGAACAAGAAUUGCAGCAGAUCAAUAUGCAUCUGACACAAACAAUCUGCAAAUGAUAGUGCGAACCAUUUAUGCAGGUUUUGAAGUUAAGCCACUAGUCCUAGCACCAGGAGGGUUCUUUGAUGCAAAUUGGUUCACACAAUUCAUAAAAAAAACACCUAGAUCUCUUCAAGUAGUCACCCAACACAUUUAUAACCUUGGUCCCGGAGUUGAUAAUCAUCUAAUUGAUAAGAUAUUGGAUCCCUCAUACCUCGAUGGAGGUUCCCAGCCAUUCAGCAGUCUUCAAGGAAUUUUGAAGAGUUCAGAGACUUCAGCAGUUGCUUGGGUUGGUGAGGCAGGUGGUGCUUACAACAGCGGCCAUAAUCUUGUCACAAAUACAUUUGUGUUUAGUUUCUGGUACUUGGACCAGCUCGGAAUGGCAUCAUCUUAUGAUACGAAAACAUAUUGCAGACAAACAUUGAUUGGUGGAAAUUAUGGCCUACUCAACACUGUCACAUUUGUCCCGAAUCCUGAUUAUUAUAGUGCUCUUCUGUGGCACCGCUUGAUGGGAAGAAAUGUCCUGUCGACAACUUUCUCUGGGACAAACAAAAUACGCACUUAUGCUCACUGUGCGAAAGCAUCGCAAGGAAUAACGUUGCUGUUGAUUAACCUCGACGGAAACACAACUGUUAAAGUCCAUGUUUCAACUGAAAAUGUUAUCAGCAACGGAACUUUGGCAAUGCAACAACAACAAAAUGGAAGAACAAAGUUUUCUAGGAUGUCUAGGGGUUCAAAUGCUGAUGCCAAUACAAGAGAGGAAUAUCAUUUAACAGCCCUGAACGGUGAUUUGCAAAGUCAAACAGUUCUUUUAAACGGAAACAUGCUUUCUGUAAAUUCAUCUGGGAGUAUCCCUCCGUUGGAACCAAUUAAAACAAGCCAGUCCGAUCCAAUAACUGUUGCCCCUUUCUCUAUUGUAUUUGCUCACAUUGCUAAUUUCACUGUUCCUGCCUGUGAAGAUGUAAAUUGA
Messenger RNA from Dovyalis caffra, 1647 nucleotides. The record is from the annotation of a GenBank genome assembly. NCBI's taxonomy places the organism in Eukaryota, Viridiplantae, Streptophyta, Magnoliopsida, Malpighiales, Salicaceae.